This is a messenger RNA of Eleginops maclovinus (Patagonian blennie), 2372 nucleotides long. RefSeq names its product DENN/MADD domain containing 6B (gene dennd6b). NCBI's taxonomy places the organism in Eukaryota, Metazoa, Chordata, Actinopteri, Perciformes, Eleginopidae. Gene Ontology annotation, molecular function: guanyl-nucleotide exchange factor activity. The record is from RefSeq and is a predicted model, not a curated record. Gene Ontology annotation, cellular component: recycling endosome.
UCUCUCCUUUCUCCCCGGUGAUGGAGGACCGGCGGAUGAACUGGAGAACAGAACCGUGUACCGGAGGUCCAGACAGCCGCUGAUGGAGUUGUGUGCCGGCUCCGGGUCACCGGGCUCCGGGUCUCCGUGGAGCCGCUUCUCCCGCUGGCUGGAGUGCGUGUGUGUCGUGACCUUCGACCUGGAGCUGGGCCAGGCGUUGGAGCUGGUGUAUCCUCAGGAUGUGAAGCUCACUGAGAAGGAGAAGAGCAGUAUCUGCUACCUGUCCUUCCCCGACUCAUACUCAGGAUGCCUCGGGGACACACAGUUCAGCUUCAGGCUGCGUCAGUCUGUGGGCCGGAAGGGGGGAUGCCGGGAGGACGUGUACAACAGGGACGCCCCCCCCACCCUACAAACGGAGGUCUCCCAUUUCUUCGGCUUUGUUUACUUCAGGCAGGUGAAGGACGCCUCUGUCAAGAGAGGAUACUUUCAGAAGUCUCUGGUGCUGUUGUCGCGGCUGGCCCUUCCCCCCUUGUUCCAGGCGCUGCUGCAGAGUGCUCCGGAGUUCUUUGAGAAACUUGAGCCGUGUCUGGAGACAGGUGAUGAUUGUGCAAACGAGAUCGACCAAUGGCCUGCCCCUGUUCCCGGGCUGAGCCUCAACCUGCCGCUGAUGGGUGUGGUCCUGCAGGUCCGGAUCCCCUCCAGGAGUGAUAAGCCCGGAGGAAGUCCAGUGAGACAGAGCGCUGCAGAGAACCUGCUGCCGGCCCCCACGGUGCUGCCCAGCAUCCACGAGCUGGACCUCUUCAAAUGUUUCCAGUCAGUGCUGGUCCACAUUGCAGAUGUUGUGGAGCUGCUGUUGCUAGGGGAACCGCUGGUCGCAUGGCACCGUCUCACCGUUCCUCGGAAACAGUGCUGCUCUCAUCAGGAUAUAUGAUACGUGUCCCUGUCUGUCCCCAGUAUGAUCAGUCCUCUGAGGUUCUGCUGUGAUUUCCGUCCGUACUUCACCAUCCACGACUCAGAGUUCAGAGAAUACACCACCAGGACACAAGCCCCUCCCUGUGUGGUGCUGGGAGUCACAAACCCAUUCUUCAUCAAGACGUUUCAGAAAUGGCCUCACGUCCUCAGACUGGGAGAAACAAAGAUGGCGGGUGAUGUACCUAAACAGGUGAAGGUGAAGAAACUGUGCAAACUGAAAGCCCUGGACACUAAACCAGGGAUCUAUACAGCGUUUAAGACCUUUCUCCACAAAGACAAGAUCCUGAUCAAAAGACUGCUGAAGGGGAUCCAGAGGAAGAGGCCGUCGGAGGUCCAGAGCGCCAUCCUGAGGAGACACCUUUUAGAGCUGACCCAGAGCUUCAUCAUCCCUCUGGAGCGCUACAUGGCCAGCCUGAUGCCUCUGCAGAGAUCUGUGUCACCGUGGAAGACCCCCCCUCAGAUCCGGCCCUUCAGUCAGGAGGACUUCCUGUUGUCUCUUGAUGACACGGGGCCACAGCUCACCUCUGUGCUGAAAGGUGAUUGGUUGGGGCUGUACAGGAAGUUCUUCAGGUCUCCGAACUUUGAUGGCUGGUAUCGCCAGCGACUCCGAGAGAUGACUCAGAAACUGGAGAUUCUCCACCUGGAAGUUCUCUGUGACACCGACCUGGUGACCUGGACUAAAGAUAAAUCAGAGGUGGAGAUCGUUGACUUGAUUCUUAAGCUUCGAGACAAAUUGAAUAGAGCGUGUAGGCAGCAGCUGCAGCUAAAGAACGGAGUUUUAGACAAAUUGGAAACCUUCACCAAGACGAUAAUCUCAUCUCUGCCUGAAGAACUGAGGAGAGUACUCAGUACACACUGAGUACACACAGAACACACUGAGUACACACACUACACAUUUGAGUACACUCUCAGUACUUUUAUUAAGUGAUUUAGUGUUGAAUGUGAAUCUCCUGCUGCUGUUUGUUUAUUAUUAGUUGUUAAUAAAGGUAUAAAUGUCUGUUUGAGUUAUUACAUCUCAUGUCACCGGUUAGAUGCUUUUAUCCAAAGCCACUUGCAUACAUUGAAAAAUGUGGGCAAUCCCAUCAGGAGCAACUCGGGGUGAAGUGUCUCAGGGAGCUGCUGACUGCAGAGGCACGUGGACCUGCUCUCCCCUGAAGCUCCGGAGCUCAACAUCACCCUGCCCCUAUUCAUAUUACACAUAUAGGCCUACUGAUAGGACUUUUAGCACACAUUUGUAUUUCCUGAUAAACUCUGACCUGAUGAAGGGUUGCUUUAUAUCAAAAACCAGUGAAUGUAUCUCAAGCUAAUAAUAAUUAUUAUACAAAUAUUGUAAUUAUAUUUGUGUUUUGUUCUUGUUCUUCUCUUGUAAGUUUCUUUGCUUAUUUACUUUUGUAUUUAUGGAUUAAAAUAUGAUGGUAAUA